Messenger RNA from Etheostoma spectabile (orangethroat darter), 1096 nucleotides. Its product is annotated as iroquois-class homeodomain protein irx-3. Gene Ontology annotation, biological process: regulation of transcription by RNA polymerase II; neuron differentiation; cell development. Gene Ontology annotation, molecular function: RNA polymerase II cis-regulatory region sequence-specific DNA binding; DNA-binding transcription factor activity, RNA polymerase II-specific. Lineage: Eukaryota; Metazoa; Chordata; Actinopteri; Perciformes; Percidae. Gene Ontology annotation, cellular component: nucleus. The record is from RefSeq and is a predicted model, not a curated record.
AGGUGUCCACCUGGUUCGCCAACGCCAGGAGGAGACUAAAGAAGGAGAACAAGAUGACCUGGGCCCCUCGGAACCGUACCGACGAAGAGGGAAAUGUGUACAGCAGCGAUCACGAGGGGGAGGAGGGGGACAAGAGGGAGGACGAGGAGGAGAUCGACUUGGAGAACAUCGACACGGAAAAUAUUGAGAACAAGGACGACUUGGACGACCAGGAUGACCUGCACUCAGAUAUGAAACUCGACGGGAGGAGUGACUCUGAGAUUUCUGACGGCUAUGAGGAUUUACAAGGGCCCGACCAGAGGUUUCUAAAGGCUGUGGGGAAAGACGGCAAAGAGGUGGAGAGAGGAGGAGAGCACUUCCACAGCCACCACCACCACCACCACCAUCACUCUUCUUUGGACACCAAAGCGUCCCAAGCGAACGGAGAACAGCUCAAACUGAACCCGGUGUCCGUUAGUUCACCCCCCUCAGAAAACAGCCCUGCCCCCGCUCAAAAGCCAAAGAUCUGGUCUUUGGCAGAGACAGCCACGGCCCCUGACAAUCCGCGCAAAUCGCCACAAAUGAACGGCAGCAACUCCGCAGGGCCGGCCGCCCAGACCCUUAUCGCUCCUCAUAGACUCAUCUCUUCUUGUCCCGUUGGGAAAAUCCAGAACUGGACGAACCGAGCCUUCUCGGCGCAUCAGCUGGCUUUACUGAACUCAAAUCAUUAUCUGGGACUGGCAAACCAGGCCACAGCCACCGGCCUGGCCCUCUACAGCAGCAGGCAAACGGAGGACAGGAGUCAUAGUUCAGAGACUUCAGUCACAGGUACAUGUCCCCGACACUGAGACGCGCAUGUAUAAAUAACUACAAAAAACAACAAAAGACACUAGUCAUUGCCCAUCAUUCAUUUCUAUUACUUUAGACCUCCCUUUGCCUUCUUUGCCUCUCCAUGGAUUUUUUUUUCUCUCUUUAGGCCACACAGAUGAACAGUGUUACAAUGUUAUAGCUUACAGAAUACAGCUGUGCGUGAAGUAUGACUGCGUGUGAGGUGUGUGUAGCUGCUUUGAAAAAUGUCCGAGAGGAUUGUGAAAACCUCGUGAGAAAGCAUUUAAGA